Striga hermonthica is the source of this 210-nucleotide messenger RNA. The record is from the annotation of a GenBank genome assembly. NCBI's taxonomy places the organism in Eukaryota, Viridiplantae, Streptophyta, Magnoliopsida, Lamiales, Orobanchaceae.
AUGCCGAAGCAAAUUCACGAGAUUAAGGACUUCUUGCUGACAGCUAGGAGGAAGGAUGCUCAAUCUGUGAAGAUCAAGAAGAGCAAAGAUGUUGUCAAGUUCAAGGUUCGAUGCUCAAAGUAUCUGUACACCCUCUGUGUCUUUGACCCUGAGAAGGCUGACAAGUUGAAGCAAUCCCUUCCCCCAGGUUUGAAUGUGCAAGACCUGUGA